Messenger RNA from Anopheles nili, 1045 nucleotides. RefSeq lists its product as uncharacterized. Lineage: Eukaryota; Metazoa; Arthropoda; Insecta; Diptera; Culicidae. The transcript has 2 exons. Gene Ontology annotation, molecular function: structural constituent of chitin-based larval cuticle. The record is from RefSeq and is a predicted model, not a curated record. Gene Ontology annotation, cellular component: chitin-based extracellular matrix. The coding region runs from base 105 to 731 and encodes 208 amino acids.
AAAAGCUCGUUUACCGAACGCACGGGUGCCCUUUCCUUUGACGAACAGCCAACAGACGGUAGUCAAACUCGCCCAGCAACACAUCGCAUCCGUCAGCUGCAACUAUGAACCAGUUCUCCCAGGUGUUCUUAGUGUUGGCGUUAGUAGCGCUCUUGGGUGGCUCCUGCCAGGCUCGUGAUGUGGCCCGUCUGAAGCCACGGCUCGUGGUCGUGGAGGAGUAUGGUGAGAAAUUGACGACAUUGCCACCACCUCCAAAGCCAUAUGCCUUCACCUACUCAGCUGGACGGUCUCCGGGGCACGUCGAUCGUACGCACAGUGAGGUUUCGGAUGGGAGUGGCGUUGUUCGAGGUUCCUUCUCGUACGUUGAUCCACGGAAUCAGGUGCGCACGGUUGAGUACACGGCUGAUGCGCAUGGGUUCUAUCCGGUGUUGAGCCAUCUACCUAAGACACCUCAGCAGACGGAAGCUGUCGCUCGGGAGCAGCAGAAGCACCACGAGCUGUACGCCAAGAUCGCGCAAGAACACGCUGAAGCCCACAGUGGAUUGGCGCAGGUACGUACCAAAACUCCAAGACACAACCGGUUCCAUUGGGUGACCGUUCCGCUGAUGGCUUUCCCCUUUUUCGUAGGAACCAAAACUCCCCAAGGACACGGUCGCUGUGGCGAAGGCGAAAGAUCGCCACCUGUCACUGUACGAGAAGAUCGCCCAGGAGCACGCCCGAAUCGGGGCUGAGCAGGAAGCGCAACGGUUAGCCUUUGAAGCUACUUCGGAGGUGUAUCACGAACACUGAGUGGAUGAGAUCAACCCUACCCAGAGAAGCGAUGGGGGCUCUAAAUGUCAACCGAUAGAAUCGCACGUUAGCGGCUUUAUUCUGGCCUUGAGCUUCUAGAUGUGACGCAGAAUGAAAGAACGCCGCUUUAACCGUAUCGUGAUGUGAUGAAUCCUCAGCAUGAGCUAAUGUUUGUUGUUUUUUUUUGUCAACGACAAUAGCGUCGUUGGCAAAAAUCGAUGAAUCAAGCUCCGGCUCAAACAUAAUAAAUUUAUAA